This is a messenger RNA of Aspergillus pseudotamarii, 1149 nucleotides long. RefSeq names its product tubulin-binding prefolding complex subunit PAC10. Gene Ontology annotation, biological process: tubulin complex assembly; microtubule-based process; protein folding. NCBI's taxonomy places the organism in Eukaryota, Fungi, Ascomycota, Eurotiomycetes, Eurotiales, Aspergillaceae. Gene Ontology annotation, cellular component: cytoplasm; prefoldin complex. Bases 399 to 1010 code for a protein of 203 amino acids. Gene Ontology annotation, molecular function: tubulin binding. The record is from RefSeq and is a predicted model, not a curated record. The transcript is spliced from 3 exons.
UCUGAGUAUACUCCGUACUUACGUAGUACUAUAUCAUUCCGAAGUGAUUCCUUAGUAAACUCCGCUACGUGCCACACAAGGACACUAACAGUAGAAACUCGAAAAGCAAAAAGAAUAAACCAAGACUGUAGUUAUAUAACAAUAAAAGCAAAAUCCAGAGUUAUACGACAUAUACUAAAGCUCAGCCCUAAAAGCAACCAGGAAGCUUACGGCGAAUACAGUUCAGUACCGCCACCUUUCCCAAAUAGGCAAGAUGCUCCCCCACAUGAACCUUUCAGCGUUUACGGCUUCAUCAAAGAUAACGAACGCUACUAUCACUCGACGUGUUACUCUUCAUUUUCCCCCCUCUUUCCUCCUCUUUCUCCUCAUUCAGACUGACCCCAGUCUGACAUGCCACAAUGGCAGACAAAAAGACCCCAACAAUAAACCCUGAGACCAACCCGCGCGGUAUCCCCGUCGCUCCCUUCGUCGACAAUGUAACCGACUACGUCUCGACGCGCGCAGACGUCGAGCCCACGCUCCGCUCCUUCCAAGAGAUGAUCUCCAAAUACCAAUUUAUGGAAGUAAACACACAACGACGGGCGGCGGGCCUCCGUGAAAAGAUCCCGGAUAUCAAGAAGACGCUGGAAAUGGUCAAAUUUCUGAAAAUGCGCCGCGACAAUAACGCCGACCCGCUGGAGACGAACUUCGAAUUGAACGAUACACUCUAUGCGCGUGCGGCUGUCGACCCUGCGGACACAGAGGAGGUGUAUCUUUGGCUCGGGGCGAAUGUCAUGUUGGCUUAUCCCAUUGAGGAGGCGGAGACCAUGUUGACGGAGAAGUUGUCCACGGCGGAGUUGAGUCUGGCGAAUUGUGAUGAGGAUUUGGAGUUUUUGAGGGAGCAGAUUACGACGAUGGAGGUUGCCACGGCUCGUGUCUAUAACUGGGAUGUCGUGCAGCGUCGGAAAGAUAAGGCGGAGGGGAAGGGCGACGAAGACGAUGAUACGGCAAAGGGUCCUUCGGGUGCUUAAAGCUCAUUUUCAUGAAUCGGUCUUUUAAUGACUUUGUCCGGCUUAGAAAAGAUUCUUUUUCAUUUAUUCGGUUUGCGUAUAUCCUAGUGAGGGUUGGGAUGAAACAAAAGUGCUGUCUUGAUCGGUGUAGAUAUAAGAA